GUAGUAGUUUUUUUUACUAGACACACUUACGACUUUGCAGGUGAAGGCAGGAUAUGUACUGAACUUUUACGCCCUUGUGUAUUUAUACGGAUGGGAUGACAAUAAUACCUUGACACUACUACUUAAUGGCGAGAAAGUGUGCUGUAAUGAACUUCAGAUUAAAACCAGGGGUCAAAUCUUAGUGGACAUAGAUGCCUACUACUGGAAGGAAUUUGUCACUACGGUAUCCCUUAUACAAUGAAGAACUCGAGGGGGGUAUCAAAUGGAUCCUAAAUAUAAUGCUGUCCUUUUGUAUGCCUUUCUGAUGUAGAAGAUUUCUUGGGUUGAAGAUAGAAAUGGUGGACAGUGUUGUAUCUACAUACAAGCAAACAGGGACAUGGUGUAGCCCUCACUCUUAAACUUAAAUCUGCCCCCCCUCAAGAUUUCAUCUGACACACUUCGACUGUUCUAUCGUGAUAUAAUCCCAAGCCUUUCUAUGGCUAAUUCCAGGUCAGUGGUCUCAGUGUGAUCUGUUCCUGUAACUCCAUUCUCUAUUUUGGUGCUUGCGUGUGCUGCCAAGCCCCUGACGUAAUGCUCCCUGUUAAUGAUUCGCAUGUGGGAAGCAAAAGCAAUGCUGAGUCUCUCCUCUGGACUGGAGGGAGGAAGAAGGGGAAAAAAAGAAAAGGGGAGAGAAGAAGAAGAAGAAGAAGAAGAAAAAAAAAGAAAAGAAACCCAAGCAAUGCCGAGUCUUUGCUCUGGACUGGGGGCAGAAGAAAAGCAAAAGCAAGCCUGAGAUUCUCCACUGGGACUCUUAAGGAGUUUGGGGGGGGGGGACGAGAGAGAAAUGUUAGGACUCCUUUCUGGACUUUAGGGAGGAAAAGCAAGGGAAGGAACGCAAGAGAAGUAAUGCAACGCUGGUCUUCUGGUCAGGAGUGUAAAGGAGAAAAUAGAGCAAUGCUGGGUCUGUUGUCUGGACUGAGAAAACUUGGUCAACAUGGCCAAACCCUGGAGUGAGCCUGAGUGAGUUGGGGCUUUUUGCUCCACUCCUAAUUCAAACACAGCACUUUGGAUACAUGCAUACCGGACCUCAAUGUAGUCAAUUUUAAGUCAAAAUAGCCUGUAUAUGGGGAAAUUAUAGACAUAUUUGUCCUGAGAGUCAGCAGCUUUACUGAGUCCUGGACGCCUUCUGUACAGGAAAUAAACGGAUCGAAGGUGUUCCUGGUGAAAAAUGCCAGCAGCAGUAAAUCUACAUUAACGCAGGACAGCCAUCACGGAGUGUCGUCGUUGGGUUAUCACUUAUUGCCAAAACCUUGGAGGAGAACACCAUCUGGUAUCAGAACAUAACCGAGAAUGACGAGACAACACUCGAGUCCUCAUUAACGUCGCUCGACAGCAAGACUUCACAACCGACAAAUCGGAGCUUUUCCAGGAUCCGUCUGUGAAGCGAGUCCCACCACAUUGAAUACAUCCGUUCUUCUCAUUAAACCCACGUCACAGUCUUCAAGUGCGGUCCACCAGACCAUGAUGUUUCGUGACCAGGUGGGCGUCUUGGCCAGCUGGUUUAAGGGCUGGAACGAGUGUGAGCAGACCGUAGCUCUGCUGUCACUGUUGAAGCGGGUGAGUCGGACCCAGGCUCGGUUCCUGCAGCUCUGUCUGGAGCAUUCGUUAGCUGAGUGCACAGAGCUGCACGUUCUUGAAGUGGAAGCCAACAACCCAGCGGUGAUUGGGCAGUGGCAGGCCGAGCCAAAAGAGCGUCUCAUCUCUCUGGUCCUGACCCACCUGCCCCUCCUCAAGCCGGGCAACGGCGAAGCUAAAAGCGAGUACAUGCGGCUACUUCCCAAAAUCCUCACGCACACAAUCGAGUUUGGGCGGCACCUUGAGGAGAGCAGGCAGCUUCUCUCGUACGCGCUUAUCCACCCGGCCACUUCUCUGGAGGACAGGGCCGAUCUCGCUCUCUGGCUCAACCAUCUGGAGGAACGGGCAGCCACUCGCACUGCCGGAGGAGGAGGAGGAGGAGAUUCACUGGAGCGAGUGCCGUCUUCUCAUCAUCUCUAUGCCCAGCAUCAGCGUUACGGCUCUGAUGACCGCCUCAACGGCUGGCAGGGAUCUCGAGACUCGGGUAUUGCCACCUGGCACACACAGCAACAGCAGCAGGGCUGUGAGAAUGGACAUCUUCUUCUAUACCCAUCAUCAUCAGUCCCGUCUACCAUCAAUACAGUGGGCACAGGAAGUGGAAGCAACUCCAUCCUGCAGUCUGCGGGUCAGCACAGUCCUCUGAAGCGCUCCAUCUCUCUCACUCCCCCGAUAAGCGGCUCGUCCACUCAGCCUCUAGGACACGGCUGGCUCUCACAGGAGGAUCUGCGGGGACGGGGGGCACCUCUCACCCCUGACCACGCCCCUCUGUCCCCUCAGAGCAGCGUGGCAUCGUCAGGGAGUGGCGGCAGCGAGCACCUAGAGGACGGCUCAGGCCUGGGAAUGGCACUCCGGAGCUCCUUCAGCGAGGAGGGGAGCGGCAUGCGGGAUGUUCCAGCAUGGCUGAAGAGUCUGCGUCUGCACAAGUACGCCGGUCUUUUCUCCACUCUGACCUACGACGAGAUGAUGUCACUGACCGAGCAGCAGCUGGAGGCGCAGAGCGUUACUAAAGGGGCGCGGCACAAGAUCAUCAUCAGCAUCCAGAAACUGAAAGAGAGACAGAACAUGCUACGCUCUCUGGAAAAGGAUGUAUUGGAAGGCGGGAAUCUGCGUUCUCCUUUGCAGGAGCUGCAUUAUAUCAUCGGGACUCCCAUUAAAGCGUUCAACAGCGUGGCCGAGUCUCCACAGCGCCCCCUACUGAGUGCCGACGGAAAGAGCGCAGCCAGUGGAGUGUGUGUGAGCGGAGGGGAAGCUGAGAGCAGCACCACACUCGUAGCAGAGGGGGACAUUCCUGCUCAGUUCACGCGCGUCAUGGGCAAAGUGUGCACACAGCUGCUGGUGUCUCGGCCGGAUGAGGAGAACAUCAGCUCGUAUCUGCAGCUCAUCAAUAAGUGUGAACUCCAUGAGGCGUUCACAGAGACGCAGAAAAAGAGGCUGUCGUCAUGGAGGCAGCAGGUGCAGAAGCUGGUACGCUCGUUUCCGCGGAAACCUCUCCUGGACAUGACUGGAUACCGUCAGCCGAGGAGCAGCCGUGGUUUCGGUCAGUCCAACUCCCUUCCCAGUGCUGUGUGUGUAGGCAGCAGCGUGUGUUCCCGGAGAAACCUGCGUCAGUUUCCGGUGCCAUCGCGGAGUCUUCCUGCGCCCAGGCUCGGCCUGCUGGGCACCGCCGGCCUGCUCACACACACACACACACACACACACACCCCACGCAGUUCCAACAACACACCCACCAACCUGAAGCAGGGCAGACAGGGUCUAUGGUUUGCUAACCCGGGCGGCAGUAACAGCAUGCCCAGUCGCACCCACAGUUCCGUGCAGAGGACGCGCUCGCUACCCGUCCACACCAACCCACACACCAUGGCCAUGUUCCAGCAGGCAGAUCUGCAGAUUCCUGUGACGGAGCCAGACAUCAAUAAUCGAUUGGAGUCUCUGUGCCGCAGUAUGACCGAACACGCUCUGGAAGAUGGUGUCGAUCGGACGUCCACUAUCUGAGAGAGCGCACGAGAAGGAGGCGGAGCUAACCAUGAAUUGAAGAGACGGUGGAGAGGAGGGCCGGCUUUACACCGGCUUUGUCCUUAAACUCCGCUCACUUGCUCAUCUAACCAACACAGCCAGUGGUAGUGGAAGUAAUGGCUGGUGGGUGUGGCUUACAUGCUACCUUUCACCUUCUUCUGAAAGCCUGCUGCAACUGACCAGCUCCCAUCAUCAUCCUCGUCAUCCUCAUCAUCAUCAUCGUCAUCGUCGCCAUGACUACUUUAUUAUUUUUAUUGUUUAUUUUUUUUUUACAUUAGGUCAUUGGAUAUUUUUGGGAGAUACAAAGAGAACAAACAAAAUAAUAUCGUAAAACUGAUCAGAGGUACUGUAUGAGGUUCGGAGAAGAGAACAGAGGACGGAGAACUCCACGAGACUUAAGGAUCGUCAAGCUGCCUCGCAGCACGCCGAAACCAAAAAAAAAAACAACAGCCACACCCUAAACUCCAGGAGCUGAUCAUAACUUGCAUGGGCUCACCAAACCAAGUCGUUUACAGACAGCUGUCAGUCAUCAUCUCCAACAGCAACUUCCAGCAUCAGUUUACAAGGUUUUUCGUUUUUCUCGGAUUCAUUUGGGAAUUUCCCGGCCAUUUGGGAAGCUGUUUUGUGAACGUUUCGAAGCGCGAGAGCAGCAGUGGUCAGAGAGGAGACGAGGAAGGCAUGAGAGAGAGAGAGAUAGAGAGAGAGAGAGGGAAAUGACGUAAGCAUGUGGAGGAUGUGAGGUAGAACGAGAGGGGGAAGGAAUGUCGUAAAUGGAUUCGGACGUCAAGGGAAGUGUACGAAGGCACGUGGUAAGUCAGGCUAAAGCGGAUGUGUUUGCUCGGAAUGGAAAGUUGAUGCUUGUUAAGAUUCCCAUCUGGGAAUCUUAUUCGAUAGGCAUCACCGAUUUGGAUUUGCUCACGUGUUUGUAUUUGAAUGUCUUCGGAGAAGAUUAACCGAAAGUAGGAGUCGUGUAAAAGUCUACGCCGGACCACUGCUCGCCGAGGAAGACGUGCUUAUAUUUAUUCUCAGCGAUACGCUCGGAUUGUAAAUAAACACGUGAAUACAAACAGACGCGUCCGUUAGAGAGCUUUUUGAAUUAUACUAUCCGCAUGCUGGAGUGACUGGAGGAAAUCGUACUCGAGUAUGUAGCUCCACCUGGUGGCCAAAUGAUGUAACAUGCAGUCAUGUGCCUUCACAUGGACAUUCGGGCAUCCAAAACAACCCCGAUCUACUGUGCUGAUGGUUUGUGGGUGGAGACGGAAACUUUUUUUUUUUUUUCCUUGACGUGAACAGGAAACAUUUCACGCUCGGCUAACGUGACGUCAUCCCUAGCUAUAUGUUACACUAUGUCAGCAAUUUCUCAGUGUUAUAACUGAUACACUUUGCAGUUCAUUAACAGAAAGACUCACUGUAUGAAGACUUGAAGAUAACGAUUAUCGAUACAUCUUAUGAGGACAGAUUCAAAGAGCGCUGAAGAUGAAUUUAGGAAAUGAGCUGUUUAGUUUGGUUCUCGUCCCUCCCAGUGUCGUCUUAAGGUCAGACAGUCGUCUAGCGUCUCGCGUUCGUAGGUUUACAGUGUGGAAUAAGCUUUACGGUUUAACUUUGUGAAUCUCAGCCUCUUCGUGAUUUUUUUUCUUUCACUUCCGAGUAGCUGUUUGACUUUUCUGCAUGGGAUAGAACGUGGAUUUUCGGGGCAAUUUGAAAGCCCUUAAAAUUAGGGCUGGGCGAUAUGGCAAAAAAAUAUUCUAUCACGAUACCCGAGGACAUAACUACGAUACACGACGCGUAUCGCGAUAUAUAAUUCAGCUAAUACGCUGUCUGCAAAACGAAUUUGACGAUACUUUUCUUUAACUCCUACACAGACAGAGAUUACGCUUUUAAAAUAUUACGUCUAUCCAUUCAGUACCGUUUAAUUUUUAAAUUAUUAAAAGCGUUUUUAAAAAAAAAAAUUUUAAAAACAACAAAAAAACAUCACCAUACCAACGAUAUCUCGGAAACGUGUAUCGCGUGUAUCGUUUAUCACGAUACGGAUAUUAUAUCGAUAUAUCGCCCGGCCCUGCUUAAAAAUGAACGUUUGUCGAGUUUUGUGUAUGGUAGUUGUUGGGUUUUUUUCUUCCUGAUAUAAGAUCUUGUUUGUCGUACACUCGGUGCUGUGAAACGCUGAACUAUUGAAAGCAAACAUGUGCAAUAGAUUGGACGGAGCGUGCUGGAGAACACAACGUAGAUCAUGAGUGGAUCAAAGGGGUGUCCACUGGGGAUGGGAUCCCUUGGAAUCAAACAAACAAGCAGUUAUAGGUGCGGGAGCGGGCGGUCAGAUAUGAAGCUCGCGUGACAGAGAACGUUUCAUUAACGUGGGAGUGUACUCGUGUGAUGAUUUUUUUUUUAUUAUUAUUAUUUUUUACUGCAUUUAAUCAUUAAUCUUUAGUAAGCGCUUUAUCCUGUUCAGGGUCACCUUGGUUUAAACGACCAGCUUAGAAAAUAUGAUCAGCUAAAGUUUGAUAGAAAUUCUAGUGUACAGGUGUAAGCAAACAUAACUGCCAGAGAUGGUAGGAUAUCAUGAAUCACAGUGUGUGUGUGUGUGUGUGUGUGUGUGUGCUUUUAGCUCUUCACUGCCAACAAUACCAGAGUUAUGAAAUAGAUUUACGGGCUGUUGGCUUCACACACAGCCGCACCUCAAGCUAGAUAAGGUCCAAAGAUGCUAUCACACGUUAGCAAAGCAAUAAAGUCCAGAGUGCUGAGUAAAGGGUCUCUGCUGAACAAACGUUGAUAUUUCUCACUUUAUGGGACUUUAAAAUAAUGAAUUAAAAAAAAGUUGCAAGGGAUUUAAUGUCAGAUAUAUAUAGAACAGUCGGAAAAGUUCUCGAAGCUGCCUAGUGUUAGCUUGGCUAACUAGAUAACGCUAAGCCUUGAGGUCGGCUAGUCGACUAGCGACAAGCUAUCUGGUGUUAGCGAAGCCUUAAAUCCAGCUAGAUGUUAUCUAAAUGACAUACGUAGCUGUUUUACGUUGCGUUCAGUCUGUGCUGUGCUAGUCAGAAAAGAGAGAGAGAGAAAGAGAGAGAGGUCUUCGUGACCGCGACAGGAAACGGAACGACUGUUUAUUUAUUUAACACCCAUUAAGUAAACGUUUCCGAAGGUUUUAUGUAGUCAGGAGUCAUUUACAUGAAUGAACAUGAACAAUAGCUUCAAAUCCGUCCUUCAUCCACACUUGGAAAUCGAUGAAAGUUAUGGAAUCGGUCUGACUGACUGAGUUAGCUGACACGGCUGCAUGUUAGCUAGCUAGCAAGCACUGCUUAUUUUUCUCUAGGAACUUCUCGUAGGUCUCACAGGCCAGGUGGGAUUUAUGAAUCAGAAAAAGAGCCGAUAAUAUAUAUAUAUAUAUAUAUAUAUAUAUAUAUUUUUUUUUCUUUCUGUGAUAAUUUUCCUAAUUCACAGAAUUUUUGUACUCAGAAUUUUAGCAAUAACGGGCUCGCACGCUAGCUACCUAGCUAUCUCCGUCAACAGUCCUGAAGCUUAACUAGGUCUGAUUUCUCUGAGAAAGAUAAUGUAAACUGUGACUAAUAUUAAUAAUUCCAAAGCGAACGUCCGUGUGAACGUCCACCCACACGCCUGAGAAACUUCUCCUCUUGCUCUCCAGAGACUUGAAAGCAACAGAAUGAGGCACUUUGCAACGUUCCCUAAGAAUGAUACUCUUAACGUGAGUUGAAAUAGAUGGGGCAGAGCAUGGACUAUCACUGCCUUACACACACACACACACACACACACACAUACACGCACAUGUGGUAAAAAGCCGUGUCAGAGAAUGCCUCCAUUUUGUGUGUAAUAGCGCUUUAAAAGUGAGAUGCGUUCAAUGGCACCUUUAAUUCUGUAGAUCGUUACAAAUGCUGUUCUGAACUAGUCGGCUUCUUCUUUCCUGCCUAUGAUUAACCUUUAAAGGAAAACGUUUUCUAGACGCAUGCUCUUAAACCGCCGUGAGGCUUCGUGUGUGUGUGGGUCUCAUUCGAGCGGUGCGUUUGUGUAAUAGCCACUCAACACUGCCAUUUGAACGAACCCCUAUUAGCAGAUUCAAAUGAUUAUUUAUUGGUUCUUUUUUUUUUUCUAUUAUUGUCGCAGAUGUUAUUGUAUACAUUAGAUGUAUUAUUUAAGAUACCAUAUGUAUUAACUCGCUAUGGCUGGUAACCAUAAGUACAUCUCAUAUCAUUUUGUUAUUUUGUUGUUGUUUGUUUUUGUUUUUUUUUUUCCUCUUUAUCCGAGAAAAAAAAAAAAAAAAAAGUAUUUUAUCGUCCUGAUUUGAUUUCGUUCUUUCUUCGCGUCGUGUAAAUCGCUCGCUCCGGGAUCCAGAUGGGAUCGGGGAUCGCAUGCUGUACAGCGCAGGGUCGGAGUUCAGGCCUCGGCGUGUUAACGCAUCGUCGUAGAGUAGAUGAGAAACGCAAAGCUGACGUCUCAGAUGGUUCUUGCAGUCGUGUGGCAGUCGGCAUGAGACGAUGCUAUGAGCUUCAGGAAGUGAUCGGUGUGUGUGUGUGGGCGCGCGCGUGUUUCUCAACGGGUACAAAUAUAUGUGUGGCGGUCUGGGAAAACCCUUAGGACAUCGCUUUAAGAAGACGUAAAUAUAUUUGAACCGAACCUAUGUUCGCCUACAAAGAUCGCGUUACGUAACGAGGCAUUCAGGACAGAUACGGCUAGAUAGAAAACGUGUCGAAAAUCCCCCCAUUCGGAACCCCGAAUGCCCGCUAGGCUCCUGCGUCAUCAUCGAAACGAAGAAGAGCGCUCUCUGUCCGAACAACAGACGCAAACGAGCCGCACAUAUACACGAGUCUAUUAAGUACACCUGCACCGCUCGUACCAGGUCAGUACUACGAGUGGGUGUACCUAAUAAACCGGCAACCCAGUGUAUAGCCCAUACGGCGCGAUUUUGUGUCCGUUUAACUGCACACGACUGCAACCCAAAGGUCAAAGAGAAAGAUAUUCCAAAGUGUUUGAUUUUAUUUUUUUAUACUGGCUGUGUUCAUUAGUCAUAUUGCGUAAUUAUCUUUCUUUUCUUUUUUUUUUUUUUUUUUAAAGGAAAACAAAUCUGCAUCUAUACUGUACGCUAUACCGCUUUACUGUGUCCUUUAAUUACCUUCAAGAGCCGAUGUCCUGUAUUGACUGCAGGCUUAUAUAUAUAUAUAAAUAUAUAAAUAAUACAUAUAUUUAAACAACAAAAAAAAAAACAUCAUAUGUUUAAAAAAUUACAAAAAACAAACAAACAAACAAACAAAAAAAAAGUAAUUUAUAUUUUAAAAAUGCAUGUGAGGCUGGGAAGUCGUAUUUAGAAUAACAAAUGGCAGUGCCUUUUUCCUCUCGUUUUUUUUUUUUUUUUCUUUCUUUUUUUUCGGAUAUUUAGCCGAAAUGUAAAGGAUUUUAUAUGGAUUUAAAAUAUUUAGUGGUUAAUAACAAAGCUGGAAGCAUUGACUGUUUAAAAAAAAAAAAAAGGAAAAAAAAAAAAAAAAAGGAUCAAUCCAAACAAACAAAUUGUUGGUUUUAUGAAUUUUUUUUUUAAUUAUUAUUAUUAUUAUUAUUAUUUUUUUUUAAGAAGCACGUCCUUUUGUUGGCCUUGUCUGUCAGAUAAACACUUCAGUACUGCUUAGGUACUUUCAAUGCUGAUAUGAAGUUAUAUGAAUUAAACCUGUUUGUACAACAAUCAGA
Molecule: messenger RNA, 9306 nt
Organism: Ictalurus furcatus (blue catfish)
Lineage: Eukaryota; Metazoa; Chordata; Actinopteri; Siluriformes; Ictaluridae
Gene: samd4a
Product: sterile alpha motif domain containing 4A
Exons: 14
Coding region: 1501-3603 (700 amino acids)
Biological process (GO): regulation of mRNA stability; negative regulation of translation; nuclear-transcribed mRNA poly(A) tail shortening
Cellular component (GO): P-body
Molecular function (GO): protein binding; translation repressor activity; mRNA binding
Source: RefSeq, a predicted model, not a curated record